CUACUCUAACAAAUCCUUUCAACUACUUGCACAAACUCUCAAUUCUUCAACCGUAAUCAAUACUCCAUUUUCAACUUUCUUUUCCAAACUCCAUUUCCUCAUUCUUCAAUCCAAAUCUACCACAUUUCGUUGCAUUCUUCUCCUCAAUCUCGACUUUCCUGCCGCUAUUGUCAAAUACAAUUUCAUCAUACAAUCAAAGCCUAAUACCUGACUACUAGUACCUCACUUAGUUUUCGGGUGGGGUCCUAAAAUGGCUACACCGAUGGCUUUGAGGAGCUAUAAAAGUAUGGGUCCAGACACUCAAGCUCAGAAUUCUGGAGGGUCAUCUAUCAAGGGUUUGAAUAUUCAAUAUGUUGUACAACUCACUGAGGUCGGAGAAGGUCUCAUGGCCAAAAUGUAUAGACUCAAUCAAAUUUUAGAUCACCCGGAUCCUGUCAAUCAUUUUUUCUCUGAGUCUUUUUGGAAAUCUGGUGUCAUUCCUAAUUUCCCGAAAAUAUGUACAUUGGUGGCAAGGAAGUUCCCUGAGCAUACCAGCAAAUUACAACUUGAGCGUGUUGAUAAAGUCGCUUUUGAUUCAUUAACAGAUGGUGCAGAGGUCUAUCUCCAGAAUUUGGAGCCCUGGGUUCAGCUGCUUCUUGAUUUGAUGGCAUUUCGAGAACAAGCACUACGUCUUCUACUGGAUUUGAGCAGCACAGUGAUUACCCUGUUGCCUCAUCAGAACUCAUUUAUACUGCACGCUUUCAUGGAUCUGUUUUGCUCAUUUGUCCGCGUGAAUCUAUUUUUUGAAAAGAUACCUGGGAAAAUGUUGCUGCAGAUGUACAACCUUCUACAUGGAAUCUUGAGGAACGACCGUGAUUGUGAUUUUUACCACAGGCUGGUCCAAUUCAUAGACUCGUAUGAUCCACCAGUCAAGGGGCUUCAGGUGGACUUAAAUUUUGUCAGUCCACGUAUCGGAGAGGUUUUAGAGGCUGUUGGGCCCGUUAUUUUUUUAUCAGCAGAUACUAGGAAGCUUAGAAAUGAGGGUUUUUUGAGUCCCUUCCAUCCUCGAUAUCCAGAUAUCCUAACAAAUUCUGCACAUCCAAUGAGAGCUCAAGAUCUUGCAAAUGUUACUUCGUAUCGGGAGUGGGUGCUUCUUGGAUAUCUUGUUUGUCCAGAUGAACUUCUUCGUGUAACCAGCAUUGACAUUGCUUUGGUUGUUUUAAAAGAAAACUUGAUUCUCACGUUAUUCAGAGAUGAGCAUAUACUACUGCAUGAGGAUUAUCAGAGAUAUGUCCUACCUCGCAUAUUGGAAUCAAAGAAGAUUGCAAAAGCUGGCCGUACAAAGCAGAAAGAAGCAGAUCUUGAGUAUAGUGUGGCAAAGCAGGUUGAAAAAAUGAUCAGUGAAGUGCAUGACCAAGCGUUGGUGUAUUGUGAUGCUAUACACCAGGAAAAAAGAAUACUGCUUAAACAAGAAAUUGGAAGAAUGGUUCUCUUUUUCACUGAUCAGCCUAGUUUACUAGCUCCAAAUAUUCAGAUGGUAUUUUCGGCCCUUGCAUUAGCUCAGUCUGAGGUGAUAUGGUACUUCCAGCACGUAGGAAUUAUGUCAUCAAAGUCUAAAGCUACUCCUCAUUCGCUACCACUGGAAACGGACACAAGUGAUCCAACUAUCGGAUAUUUAUUGGACGGGAUGGACCGUCUUUGCUGCCUAGUUCGCAAAUAUAUUGCAGCAAUCAGAUGUUAUGCAUUAUCAUAUUUGUCGUCUUGUGCUGGUAGAAUUCGUUUUUUGCUGGGAACUCCUGGAAUGGUGGCACUUGACCUUGAUGGAAGCUUAAAGGGACUUCUUCACAAGAUUCUUCAGCACUUGGAAAAGAUACCAAAACCACAUGGUGAAAAUAUCUCUGCAAUUACAUGUGAUCUCUCUGAUUUUCGUAAAGAUUGGUUGUCAGUAUUGAUGAUUGUCACGUCAUCUCGAUCAUCUAUUAAUAUUAGACAUCUGGAAAAAGCUACUGUUUCUACUGGUAAGGAAGGCUUAUUGGCAGAAGGAAAUGCUGCAUAUAACUGGUCCAGAUGCGUUGAUGAGCUUGAAUUACAGCUUGCGAAGCAUGGAAGCCUCAAGAAACUGUAUUUUUAUCAUCAGCAUCUUACUAAUGUUUUCAGGAAUACCAUGUUUGGCCCUGAAGGACGUCCUCAGCACUGUUGUGCGUGGUUAGGUGUUGCAAGUAGUUUUCCGGAGUGUGCUUCUCACAUUGUUCCUGAGGAGGUUACAAAGGUUGGACGGGAUGCAGUUCUUUAUGUUGAGUCUCUGAUUGAGUCGAUCAUGGGUGGACUUGAAGGUUUAAUCAACAUUCUUUGUUCGGAAGGAGGAUUUGGUUCACUGGAGAUGCAGCUUCUUCCGGAGCAAGCAGCUGUUUAUCUGAAUUCAUCAUCAAGGCAUUCUAUUCCAGGAAGCAAAUCCCCAAGAGUAAUAUCUGGAAUGCCUGGUCAUGAGAGCUAUCCCGAAAAUAAUAAUUCUAUUAAAAUGCUAGAAGCUGCUAUGCAGAGGUUGACUAAUCUCUGUUCCGUACUGAAUGACAUGGAGCCCAUUUGUGUAUUGAACCACGUCUUUGUUUUGAGAGAGUACAUGAGAGAAUGCGUCCUUGGGAACUUUAGAAGAAGACUGAUUUCACUGCUCAAGACUGAUAGCGACCUUCAGCGUCCAUCUAUCCUGGAAGCUCUAGUUCGCAGACAGAUGAGUAUAAUUCACCUUGCGGAGCAGCAUGUCAGCAUGGACCUUACCCAGGGUGUCAGAGAAGUAACGCUUGCUGAAGCCUUCACUGGACCAAUGUCUUCCCUACAUUUGUUUGAUAAACCCACCAAUUUACAGACAGGAUUAGCCGCUGAAACUAUAUGCAACUGGUAUGUUGAAAAUAUUGUAAAAGACGUAUCGGGUGCUGGUGUAUUAUUUGUGCCUGCUCACAAAUGUUUUAGAAGCACUAGACCCAUUGGUGGAUAUUUUGCCGAGUCUGUAACUGAUACUAGGGAGCUGCAAGCUUUCAUUCAGCUAUUUGGUAGUUAUGGAGUUGACAGGCUGAAGCGAAUGCUGAAAGAUCACACAGCUGCGCUUUUAAAUUGCAUUGGCACUUCAUUGCGGUCAAAUCGUGAUAUCUUAGAAGCUAUUGCAGGGAGCUUGCAUGCUGGUGAUCGCAUGGAAAGUGAUGCCAACACAAAGCAGAUUGUAGACUUGGACACAGUGGUGGAAUUUUGUAUACAAGCAGGACAAGCGCUUGCUUUUGAUCAGCUUAUUUCAGAAGCUGCUGGUGAUGUGCUCAAGGAAGAUGCACCAUUGAUAUAUUCUUUGCUAGAAAGUAUUGUGCCACAUUUACCUAAGGAAGUCCCUGAAAAGAAGGAUAUAAGGAGGAUGAAAGAGGUGGCAAAUAGCAUAGGCACCUUAAAUGAUCAUGAUACCGAGUUUGUCAGAUCAAUCAUGGAGGAUAUAGGGGCCAGUAAUGAGACUUCAUGGAACCUAUUGCCUUAUUUAUUUUCUACUUUCAUGUCGUCAAGUAUUUGGAAUACAACAACAUUUAACGUUGAUACAGGGGGUUUCAACAAUAACAUCCAUUGUUUGGCAAGAUGCAUAAACGCAGUGAUUGCUGGAAACGAGUAUGUCAGAAUGGAAAAGGAAAAUCAGGUGGCAAACGGCCAUGUUGAUGAGAGUCUUCAAAAUCAAAUGCAGAGCUCAUUAACUGCUGAAGCAAGUGCAAAGUCCAGUAUGCUGCUUUUUGUGAAAAUGUCAACUGGUAUUGUCCUGGACUGCUGGAGUGAAGCUAACAGAUCUGAUCUAGCACCCAAGCUUAUAUUCCUGGACCAACUGUGUGAAAUAUCUCCUCAUCUCCCUAGAAGCUCAUUAGAAGCGUGUAUCCCAUAUUCCAUUAUCCGCUCAUUAUAUAAUCAAUACUACGGGAUUUCUUCCUCGUUACCAUUAACUCUACGAAGCCUAUCACCUCGCAGCUCACCUGGAGUUUCGCUCAUGCAUAAUUCUCCAGCAUUUCGACACCUCAGAAAUGACUCAACUCAGCCAUUUUCUGAUCAGUCAGGUUAUUUCAAACAGUCUUCAAGCCAAUUAUAUGAAGCCGAUAGCGGAAGUGUCCACAGUAAUGAUCGGAGACACAGAAAUUUGCGCGGGUCUGGACCUUUGGAUUACAGUUCAACCCGCAAAGUGAAGUUCAGUGAAGGAUCAACAUCAGGAAGCACAGGACCUAGUCCUCUUCCAAGAUUUGCCGUGUCAAGGUCUGGUCCAAUCUCAUACAAGUAGGAAUAUAGCAGUCUAAUCUUGAAUUUAAGAUGUAUGAUCUAAAUGAAGUACCAAUGAUUAGUGAGUUACAAUUGGUAUUAGAUGUUUUAGUUAUUCGCUUAGUUAAACCUUCCCAACUUAAGUCGAGACGCUGCACUUGCCGUAGUUACUGUAUAGGUGUACUAUGUAAAUUUUAAGUUGCAAUUGCAGAGUUGAGUUUACUGCAUGAA
Molecule: messenger RNA, 4479 nt
Organism: Amaranthus tricolor (Joseph's coat)
Lineage: Eukaryota; Viridiplantae; Streptophyta; Magnoliopsida; Caryophyllales; Amaranthaceae
Product: protein NAP1
Exons: 24
Coding region: 251-4270 (1339 amino acids)
Biological process (GO): cell morphogenesis; cortical actin cytoskeleton organization; cell projection assembly
Cellular component (GO): SCAR complex
Source: RefSeq, a predicted model, not a curated record